Pleuronectes platessa (European plaice) is the source of this 4305-nucleotide messenger RNA. RefSeq names its product Kruppel-like factor 12b (gene klf12b). Gene Ontology annotation, molecular function: RNA polymerase II cis-regulatory region sequence-specific DNA binding; DNA-binding transcription factor activity, RNA polymerase II-specific. Gene Ontology annotation, biological process: regulation of transcription by RNA polymerase II. The record is from RefSeq and is a predicted model, not a curated record. NCBI's taxonomy places the organism in Eukaryota, Metazoa, Chordata, Actinopteri, Pleuronectiformes, Pleuronectidae. The coding region runs from base 972 to 2069 and encodes 365 amino acids. The transcript has 7 exons.
AUUGCAAAUAGACUGCAGUCCACGGAGUGGCUGGAUUCACUGGGGGUCCCUGAAUGUGAGCUGAGGAAAAUUAAAGAGGCAGGGAAUGCUUAAGGUGCACCGCGGGAUAUUCUGUGGCCCCUGGUUAUUAAGGUUUCAUCACAUUUCCAGAGAGCUGUCCAACCUGGACGUUCAGCCAUAGAGCGAGAGUUACCUACCCCCAGGUUCCUGUGUGUCAAGAUCCUACGUACACAAUUUGUGCAACAGACAGCCGGCAGACCGACGGCUUUGCAGGUUAAUGGAUGUACCUGGAUACAAAGCUAAUGAAAGCAAUGUGACACAAAGGUCAAGGCUCGAGAGGGUUAAGCAUCCAAAACAUCUGGAGCUACUCUGCUGCUGUUUCACGCUGCACCAGAAGACAUGCGGCUGGUUGUCAUGUUGAGCUACUUGGGCCUGAAAAUAGGACCAAUAUUUGUAGGUGAUAGCUCUGGGUCUAACUCUGUGUGCUGUUGUUUCAUCAUGUCAGGAGAUGACAAAAUGUGCUCCCUCCCCUUUGUGCGUUUUUAUCCUGUGGGGCCAACCUUUGACCCCCUGGUGUCCAGUCCACGUUUGUUUACCAAAAUCGAGUUAAGGGUGUACACCGAGUGCCGGAGCAUGUGGGUUUUGUGACUAAGUACUAGAGAGAGAGAGAGAGAGAGAGAGAGGGAGAGAGAGAUGGAGAGGGAGAGGGAGAGAGAACGGAAAGUAUUGUGCAAACGUGGUCUCAACAGUGAAAGCAAACAGAAAGAACUACAAUCUAAUUUUGGCUAUUACAGCUUGUCAAACAUCACCGCUGUGGACUUGAGCUGCAUCCGGCGACCUCAUCCCCCUCAUCCCGACAAGAUUACUGACACAGGAUCCCCCUGCCCCUGGCAGAAAUAGCAAAGACCCAAGGGCAAUCCAUCAGAAUAUGGGAACUUCCGUGGGCCCUCGCUUGCAGCCCCAGAAACAGGAUGUUAAUGCUUGACGGAAUGCCUGCAGUCCGAGUCAAAGCUGAGCCCCUGGAAUCGGAACAAGGGUCACCUAAAGUGCGCCCUUACUCUGCGAUGGACGGCGUCCCUUUUUUCCUCAGCAGAGUUAAACCUGAACCUCCGGAGGACCUGCUCGCCCACGACCUGCACUUCCACACGCAGACGGAGCCCGUCGACCUGUCGAUCAACAAGUCCCGCCCCUCAUCCUUCCUCCCCACCACCACAAACUUAUCAUCCUCCCCGCUUAGAUCCGCCUUCUCCCCGUCCUCGUUAUCGUCGUCAUCCUCCUCCUCCUCCUCCUCAUCUUCCUCCUCUCCAUCAGUUAUCACCUCAGCCUCAUCGGUGUUCACGCCAGGCCCCCUGGUCGCCCCUGGCGCCGGGCUGAGAGGUCAGCCGUAUUUGCACAUCCUGCACUCUGGGCUGCCUCCUCCAUCCAGCCCUCUGAGCCUGCAGGGAGCGGGGAAGCUGGGCAGCCAUGUUCACCGCAUCCCGGUUGUGGUACAGUCACUGCCCCUCAUGUACACCACUGCCGUUCGAUCGCCCUCCAGCCUCAACAACACCAUCGUGCUACCUCUGCUGAAUGAGGUCAAAAGCCAGAGAAAAGCAUACACAGACCCCAAUGGCCUAUCGCCAAGGCAGAUCAAAAGUGACAGCGAUGACGACGACCUGCCAAACGUGACCUUGGACAGUGUUAAUGAGACCGGCUCCACUGCGCUGUCUAUAGCCCGCGCUGUACAAGAUUCCAUUUCCCCGUUCAGUAUUGAGAGCAUACGUCGUCCCAGGAGGUCAGAGUCUCCGGAUUCCAAAAAGAGGAGAAUCCACAGAUGUGACUUCGAGGGCUGCAAUAAGGUGUACACCAAAAGCUCCCAUCUAAAAGCACACAGAAGGACGCAUACAGGGGAAAAGCCAUACAAAUGCACCUGGGACGGCUGCACGUGGAAGUUCGCCCGCUCCGAUGAGCUGACGAGGCAUUACAGAAAACACACGGGGGUCAAACCCUUCAAGUGCGGAGACUGUGACCGCAGCUUCUCCAGAUCUGACCACUUGGCUCUGCACCGACGGAGACAUAUGCUGGUUUGAAUCAGACGGAGAGAGAUCAAGAGAUAGAGAGCGAGAAAGAGAGGGAGAGAUCAAUUGAACAAACACAAACAUGCGCACACAAUCACCCAACCACACACAGGCAGCCGGGGGAGCGGGAUCUCCCUAUGAAUGUUUUUCAGCUGGCCUGGAUGCACACACACAUACACACACACCUACACAAACACACACACAUACAUAAACAUACACAAACGCACACACACACACUCUCAUCCGUCAGAAGGCGAGAAGACGUCGAGGUGCACGGAGCUCGCGGAGCACAAUACAGGGUCACUUCUGGAUCCUCUUGGGGUUGGAAGGAGCAGACGGCAGGAGCUUUUAUCGGAGUCUAAUAGGGAACUGUCUUUUACAGCACUGUUCAUAAAUGUUUCACUUUGAUUAUUGAAAACAAACUCCUCAUUUGGACAAAAAAAAUUAUAUAUAAUGCAAUCGCAACCGUCUUUUUUUUUCUUUUUUUUUGUGCUUUCUUUCUUUUCACUAUAUUGUUCCAGUUGCUGCUUUUUCCAGCAUUUCAUAAUGUGAAAGACCCCAUUGAAUGGAAUGGAUUUUUUAGAGUCACAGGCCUGGACGGGAUCGCAGAGACCUUGUUGGAGUUAAGGGCAGUAUUGCUUCCCUCCGCAGUCUGACCGAUGAGCAGCAGGGGGCGCCACGUAACCACGGAUUGUCUGCUGUGUGGUUCCCCUAGAAAUGCUAAAAAGAGGGCAGGACUUUCACCUUCCCCCCAUCCAGCCAACAGUCCACACCAUCCCAGCCUGGACGGAUCAAACCUCACCAACACCUCCACUGUUUCAGAGAGUCAUCCGUUUAUUAUGAACGAUUCAAAAAAUGGACACGCACUCCAUGGCACCAGCAGAGAAGCACAACGUUUCCUACCAAGACAUCAGUGCUCUCCUGUUUACAUCGAGCCUCUUUGAAAUCUUUGGUUUGAUUUUGUGCUGUGAUUAGCAAUCAGUAAAGUGCAAUCUUAAAGGUUGAAUAUACUUUCAACGUUUCGUUAUAUUGAAUCUUUUUUCCUUUUUUUCCCUAAAUGCCUGCUUAUUGCUUGUGUUUGACUCGGAAGAAGAAAAAAACAACCCCUCAUGUACAGUGAACUUUGAAACAAUCAGAGGAGAUUUUCAGUAUGUGAAAAAACAAAUGACAGAGGCACCUUACAAGACUCACGCGUUCAAUCCUGUCCCCAUCAAUCGUGUUGUUCUGUUUCAGCUCUGUCUCCUCAGCUGGGUUCCACAGUGGAAGGAAUCUGUGGCGGUGGGGUUCAUCUUCUUAUUUUUAUUUUUUCCAUUUUUUGUUUGCACAGCAGCACUUGACCAUAAGCUGACGUUGACACCGGCUGCAGUGUUACAGGGAUAGCGUGGUACCUGACGUACAAACCCAGAAGAGCAAUACACUCUGAACAAAGUGACGGGAAGGGACGGCCGCCUCCUCUUUGCUCUGUUUGCUGAUGAUGUCAAUAUCCUGAGGAGAAGUUUCUCUCGCCGGGCCAGCUCCUCAUUCCGUACCAUGCCACCCCCCCCCCCAACCCCCCCACCUCUGUUAUCGGUUUGUAGCUCCAGCACAGGACUCUGAAUCCGACGUGUGUCAGUCAGAGGGUCACUAUUAAUCAUGUUGUUUUUACUUUGUUUGUCUCAAACAAACUUGAAAUGUCAUCACCUCAGACCAGAUAUAUGUCAAGAUUAUUGUCUAAUUUACCUGAGAUUUGGUUAUUUACAAUUCUGAAAGAAAUCCCAUACACACACAUAAACAAUACAUACACAUUUGCAUACAUACAAACAUUGUGCAUGAGCAUCAAGGCUUUUUUUGUUUUACUGCGUUUACUGGCAGAUUUAUCUCUUAGAACGUCACCUCACCUCGAUCAGGAAAUGUAAUUUGAAUGAAUAUUUUCAUAUUCAUAAUAGCCGGCAGUUUUGCAGGUGUUUCCAAAGCUCUUAAGCUGAGGAGGAGCUGCACACAUAAACGCAGACUAUCAGACCAGCUCAUAUUAUUGGAUAGUGCUGCUAAAUGUAUCUAUUGGACCGAAGCCAGUCAAAGAAAAUGGUAACCUUUUUGAUAUUGCACCUUGAAAACCUUACACACAGACUCACACUCUAGUGCAUCUACACAGACACACACACACACACACAAACACACACACACACACACACACACACACACACACACACACACACACACACACACACACACACACACACACACACACACACACACACACACACACACA